Messenger RNA from Dromiciops gliroides (monito del monte), 6482 nucleotides. RefSeq names its product membrane associated guanylate kinase, WW and PDZ domain containing 1 (gene MAGI1). Lineage: Eukaryota; Metazoa; Chordata; Mammalia; Microbiotheria; Microbiotheriidae. Gene Ontology annotation, molecular function: protein binding. The record is from RefSeq and is a predicted model, not a curated record. Gene Ontology annotation, cellular component: cytoplasm. Gene Ontology annotation, biological process: signal transduction. The transcript has 24 exons. Bases 677 to 5212 code for a protein of 1511 amino acids.
CGUUUACUAUCGCCGGUCGUGGAGCUCGGUGGGACGGAAUAGAAUGAAAUGUAACAAAACAAGCUGAGCCUUUGUAGCUGUUUAAAGGGGCCGCGGUCCCUUCACUCCCGCCUCCCGCCUCCUUCCCCUGCGACGUGCCCUGCACCUAGAGCCGGGCUCUGGGCUCUGGGGAAACUGGUCCAGCAAGGCUAGAUCUUUCUGAAGCCCACCUCCGGAGGCAGCGCGACCGAGAAAAGCGUCCAGGAGGAAGACCACCGCGCAGAGAGGCAAGAGAGGGAGAGGAGGAAGGCACUAGCCCAGAGUGGGCUGCGGUCCCUGGGCGCCCCGGGCCGGCUUGCGCUGCGUGGAUCUCGGGGGACUGGAAUGCAAACAAAGCUGGCCGCGGGCAGGGGCGGGAGCCCGGAGGCGCUGAGAAAGUUUGCCUAAGGAUGGCUUGAGCUGGGGGAGGGAGAGCCGGCAAAGUUUCUUUCGUCUGCUUCUGGCUUUGGGGGUGUCCUCUGGGGACAUGUCCCUUCAGCGCCCCAGCUGAUCUUCGAGGUUGGGGCCGCCGCUGCUGCUGUCUUGGGCCACCUGUUUCACAUUCCUCUGUAUCUGCGGGUCCGCUCGUGUGUGCGUGUGCACUCGAGUGUGUGUAGGGGGGUCGGGGGUCGGGGGCGCCACGCGCGUGGCCAGCACCAUGUCGAAAGUCAUCCAGAAGAAGAAUCACUGGACCACCAAGGUGCAUCAGUGCACCGUGAGCCGGGGGCCCCAGGGCGAGCUGGGGCUGACCGUCCUGGGGGGAGCCGAGUACGGCGAGUUCCCCUACGUGGGCUCCGUGGAGUCGGACGCAGAGCUGGGGCUCGCCAGCGGCGGCGAGGGCAGCAGUCUCAGCGAGGGCGAGCUACUGCUGGAGGUGCACGGGGUCCGCGUGUCCGGCUUGCCCCGCUACGACGUGUUGGGAGUUAUCCAGAGCUGCAAGGGGUCCGUCACCUUCAAGGCUGUCAGACCAGGAAGUCGACUGAACAAGGAUCUGAGACACUAUCUCAAUCAACGUUUUCAGAAAGGAUCACCUGAUCAUGAGCUGCAGCAGGUCAUAAGAGAUAACCUUUAUCGCCAUGCUGUGCCUUGCACAACCCGACCUCCAAGAGAAGGAGAAGUGCCUGGGGUGGAUUAUAACUUUUUGACAGUCAAGGAGUUCCUGGAUCUUGAGCAGAGCGGGACUCUCUUGGAAGUCGGCACGUAUGAAGGUAACUAUUAUGGGACACCCAAGCCUCCCAGCCAACCCGUCAGCGGGAAAGUGAUUCCCACUGAUGCUUUACACAACCUUCAGACGGGCUCCAAGCAGUCAACCCCGAAACGCACCAAGUCCUACAAUGAUAUGCAAAAUGCUGGCAUAGUACACGCGGAAAAUGAUGAUGAGGAUGAUGUCCCUGAAAUGAACAGUAGCUUGACAGAUUCUGGAGAACAAGACGAGCACAAUCCCCUUAGGACAAGAGAGACAACCUUGCCGUCUGUGAAUAAUAGCAUCACCACUGUUCCCAUCACGGAACCAUCUCAGAAGCUCCCUCAAUACCUACCUCUUUGUGCAGAGGAAAACUUAGGUCCUCUACCUGAGAAUUGGGAGAUGGCCUAUACCGAAAAUGGAGAAGUCUAUUUUAUAGACCACAACACAAAAACAACAUCUUGGCUCGACCCUCGGUGCCUGACCAAACAACAGAAGCCUCUGGAAGAAUGUGAAGAUGAUGAAGGGGUACACACCGAGGAAUUGGACAGUGAACUAGAAUUGCCUGCUGGUUGGGAAAAGAUUGAAGACCCCGUAUAUGGUGUCUACUAUGUAGACCAUAUCAACAGGAAAACACAAUAUGAAAACCCAGUCUUGGAAGCCAAACGGAAGAAACAGCUUGAACAACAACAACAACAACAACAACAACAACAACAACAGCAGCAGCAGCAGCAACAACAGCAGCAACAGCAGCAACAACAACAACAGCCAGAAGAAUGGGCAGAAGACCAUUCAUGCCUCGCUGCUCCUGUUGUUCCAAACCAUCCAACAAAUAACCAGGAGCCUGUUAGAGAACUUCCACUUCAGGGUAAACCCUUUUUUACACGAAACCCAUCUGAGUUGAAAGGCAAGUUCAUUCACACAAAACUGAGGAAAAGCAGCAGAGGCUUUGGUUUCACUGUUGUUGGUGGGGACGAGCCUGAUGAAUUCCUCCAGAUCAAGAGUUUGGUGCUGGAUGGGCCUGCUGCAUUGGAUGGCAAGAUGGAAACAGGGGACGUGAUUGUCAGCGUGAAUGAUACCUGUGUGCUGGGACAUACACACGCUCAAGUUGUAAAAAUAUUCCAGUCCAUUCCCAUUGGUGCCAGCGUGGACCUUGAACUCUGCCGAGGUUAUCCGUUGCCUUUUGACCCAGAUGAUCCCAACACAAGCCUGGUGACUUCUGUGGCCAUUUUGGAUAAAGAACCCAUCAUUGUGAACGGUCAGGAGAAUUAUGACUCCCCAGCCAGCCACAGUAGCAAGACGGGGAAGGUCAAUGGUAUGAAGGAACCCCGACCCAGCAGUCCUGCCGAGGCAUCUUCAAAUGGUUCCCAUGGUUACCCCAAUGAUACUGUUUCUUUGGCCUCUUCUAUAGCAACACAACCAGAACUCAUAACUGUUCAUAUAGUCAAAGGACCAAUGGGUUUUGGUUUUACUAUAGCGGACAGUCCUGGCGGAGGAGGUCAACGGGUCAAACAGAUUGUGGACAGUCCGAGGUGCCGAGGCCUAAAGGAAGGGGAUCUCAUAGUUGAAGUGAAUAAGAAGAAUGUGCAGAACCUCACCCAUAAUCAAGUAGUGGAUAUGCUGAUCGAAUGUCCAAAAGGGAGCGAGGUGACGUUGUUGGUGCAACGAGGAGGACUGCCAGUCCCAAAGAGGAGCCCAAAGUCGCAACCACUGGAGAGGAAAGAUAGCCAAAACAGCUCUCAGCAUAGUGUCUCCAGCCACCGGAGCGGACACACAGCUUCCCCCAGCCAUAGCACACAGGCGCUACCCGACUUCCCUCCCGCUGAGGCCCCAGCAGCAGACCAAAUAGACAGCUCUGGACAGAAAAAGCCAGAUCCCUUCAAAAUCUGGGCUCAGUCCAGGAGCAUGUAUGAAAGCCGACCUAUGUCACCUUCGCCUGCAUCAGGACUGAGCAAGGGGGAAAGAGAGAGAGAAAUCAAUUCCACGAAUUUUGGAGAAUGUAAGAUUCCAGAUUUCCAAGAACAAGAUAUCUUCCUAUGGAGAAAAGAAACGGGAUUUGGCUUUCGAAUUCUAGGUGGAAAUGAACCAGGAGAGCCUAUUUAUAUUGGUCACAUCGUACCAUUGGGUGCUGCUGAUGCAGAUGGUCGCCUCAGGUCUGGAGAUGAGCUAAUCUGUGUUGACGGGACACCAGUGAUUGGAAAAUCUCACCAGCUCGUGGUUCAACUUAUGCAGCAAGCUGCCAAGCAAGGCCAUGUCAACCUCACUGUGCGGCGUAAAGUGGUCUAUGCGGUCCCCAAAGCAGAGAAUGAGGUCCCUUCCCCAGCAUCUUCCCAUCACAGCAGCAACCAGCCGGCUUCCCUGACAGAGGAGAAGCGCACUCCCCAGGGCAGCCAGAAUUCUCUGAACACCGUGAGCUCGGGCAGCGGCAGCACCAGCGGGAUAGGCAGUGGUGGUGGCGGGGGCAGCGGAGUGGUGAGCACAGUGUUGCAGCCCUAUGAUGUGGAGAUCCGCCGGGGGGAGAACGAAGGCUUUGGAUUUGUCAUCGUAUCAUCUGUGAGCAGGCCGGAGGCGGGGACCACUUUUGCAGGAAAUGCAUGUGUGGCCAUGCCCCACAAAAUAGGUCGGAUCAUUGAGGGGAGUCCUGCUGACCGCUGUGGCAAACUGAAAGUAGGAGACCGGAUCUUGGCUGUGAAUGGAUGUGCUAUCACCAACAAAUCCCACUCAGACAUUGUCAACUUAAUCAAAGAAGCUGGAAACACAGUUACUCUCCGCAUCAUUCCUGGGGAUGAGUCCUCAAAUGCCACUUUGCUGACCAAUGCUGAAAAGAUUGCCACCAUUACCACCACGCACACUCCUUCCCAACAAGGAGCCCAGGAGACCAGGAACAAUGCUAAACCAAAGCAGGAAUCGCAGUUUGAUUUCAAAGCCCCCCAGGCUGCACAGCAGGACCAAGAUUUCUAUACUGUUGAACUGGAAAGAGGAGCCAAAGGAUUUGGUUUUAGUCUUCGAGGUGGCAGAGAAUAUAAUAUGGAUCUCUAUGUGUUGCGGUUAGCUGAGGAUGGUCCAGCAGAGAGGUGUGGAAAGAUGAGGAUUGGUGAUGAAAUCUUAGAAAUCAAUGGGGAAACCACCAAAAAUAUGAAGCACUCUCGGGCUAUAGAACUGAUUAAGAAUGGCGGCCGCAGAGUUCGUCUAUUUCUGAAACGUGGAGAUGGCUCAGUACCGGAAUAUGACCCCAGCAGCGACAGGAACGGCCCCCCCACAAGUCCACAAAAUGUACCGGAAAUGAAAAGCGGGCCAUCCGAUCGGCGACAACACCCAUCAUUGGAGUCCAGUUAUCCACCAGAUCUUCACAAAUCAUCACAACAUGGGGAAAAGCGGGCAUAUGUUAAAGACCCAAAAGGCAGCAGAGAGUAUAGCAGACAACUCAACGAACACCACACUUGGAAUGGAAUUUCUAAAAGACCUGAAGGGGUCGGAGCAGGGAGGCCAAAGGACCGAACACCAGAGGGAAGGAGAGAAACCCACCAGGAGAGGAUGGUGAUAAAUGGACCAAAAAAGAAGUCACCUGAAAAGAGGCGAGAGGGAACAAGGAGCGCGGACAACACUUUGGAACGCAGAGAACGGCAUGAGAGGAGGCGAGAGAUUUCUCCUGGGAAGAGAAGAGAACGGUCACCAGGCCACAGAAAAGAUGGUUCACCCAGCAGACGGAGAAGAUCCUUGGAAAGGCUCUUGGAUCAAAGGAGAUCUCCAGACCGAAGAAGAGAAUUCUCACCCGAGAGGAGGGCCAAGUCCUCUGACCGAAGGAGAGAACGGUCCCCAGAGAGGAGACGAGCACGGUCACCAGAGAGAAGGAGAGAAAGGUCACCUGAAAAGAGAAACCGAGAUGACAAAAUCAGUCACAAAGAAAGGGAAGGCCCCAAUCAGAAGCCAGAGAUGAGCAGAAGUUCCAGACAUCCCCCCGAGCAGAGAAGGAGACCUUAUAAAGAAUGCAGCACUGACCUCAGUAUCUGAGCCUUUUUGCAACACGUUCCAGCCUUUACAGGGUUAAAGAUUUUAGGAGGGUAACAAAUUAUUUAGUUUCUUAUGUAACAAAGUAUCCAAUACCUGAUGAUCUUAAAGAAUAGCAACAAACAUUUUAUGCAGAUGAAACAUAUAAGAAAAAUAUAUGAAAAGUGUUGUGCCUGAUGUAUCAUAUUAAAGAAAGUAUUUUUAAAUGUAUACUUUUUUGAAAAUUAUUUGCCAAAUGCUGUCCCUAAAGGAUAUAAAUUUUGUUUCUACAUCCAGUGUAGAAUCACGGAGAAUCAUCCUUGACCGGGCAGCCUGUUCCUCUCAUAGUCAUAUGGGGCAGUCAGUAAUUCCUCUAGGGAAGGAAGUUUAUUGAUUUCAUUUAAUUAAUCAGAUCCAGACUGUUAUUUAGUGAUUUCCUGCUAUACUGUAUCUAGGAGUUUUGAAAAGAAAUGGGGAAGGGGAGGGGGGUAAAAGCAUCACACCAGUAAGAGCCGUGGACUCUUCCUGAAGAAACAGAAAGCAAGCUAUCCUCAAAAUGAAUUAACUGUUUGGAGAGACUACUAUUACGAUGAAGGAUAUUUAUAUGAAGACUAAGCAGCACAAAGAGACGUAUUUGAUUCUUGGUUUAGCGUUGGUUCAGCCAGCAGCUUGUAUCUUUCAUGUCUGGUAGGAGAUAACAAGACAGGAGCUAGGGCUGCCACACCCAUGAUGCAAGUGUAGACCACCAAGCUCAUUAAGAAUCCUCAAUACCUACCAAGGUCACCUUAAGGCAGCGCCACUGCAGUUUAGCUCAACAACCAGAAGCAACUGGACCAAAUGCCAAACGUGUGUUAUAUCAUCUUCUUAGAAGUAGGAUGCCAACUAGAAAAUGGGGGUCCACGCACAGUAUAACAGAGGCAUUUGAAAUCCCCACUAUACAGUAGGUGUAUUCAUUCUGCUUAGUAGAAACCGGUUGAUAUUCUUUGUCAGAAUUUUGAAUUAAGGGAGUUGGGGAGGGGAGAAGGAUGGAUUUCUGUAUUUGAUUUUACUGUUUGAUUCUUCCUGAGACAAGCAGGAUAUGCCUUGUGAAUGCAAGAGAAAUAUCCCCAGGAUGACCAAAGAAGCCAUUGGGAGAGUUUGCCCAAUCUGUUUGGGAAGCUUCAGCCCUGGUGACUUUGCCGCUUGAAUAGCUCUGGACAGCAGAACAAACUACGAGGUUUUUUUGGGGGGUGGGGGUGGGCGGAGUAGCUUUCUUUCUUUCUUUCUUUCUUUCUUUCUUUCUUUCUUUCUUUCU